GUCACCCUGAGCCAGUCAUGAGCCUCCGUCCUUCCACACCAAACGGAUCCUGUCAUGAGUGUCUCCGCAGCUGCAGUGGGUAACGGUACAGCCGCUCAGCUGGUUGUUGUUUCCCAGAGACGUUUCGCUGUCCGGCACAGCAGCGAGUUUUUCAUUUUUGCGCUUCUCGUUCUGCUUCAUACUCUGUGAAUUUACUUGGAAAUGGACUGACCGGCCGAGCUCCAAUCAUUGGCACGCCUCUUCUUCUUUUUUUUUUGCGUGUUUUCAAUCACGACGGGACUGGACUGCUUUCCGAAAAGGCAGAUGCGUCCGCUUUCUUCUGCCCCGAACCGGCAAACACGACCUGCGCUAGCCGCUUGAGAAGAGCUCGCAGGAGCGGCGGCCAACCGGGGAGUCUGGGAUCGCCGGAGGGCUCUUCCGCUCGAAUUUGAAUGCUUUUUUUUGUUUUACUUUCUUUAUUUGCAUUUCGUUUCGUUUUAAUUGUCAGUGACAUACUGCGGCGAUGACAUCUCCGAGGAUUAAGCGCUCCUUAUGGACCUUGGCGGUUCCCCUGUUCUACACCCACCUGUGCUGCUGUUUCAACCUGGACUCCCAGCAGCCCCUCGUCUUCCACGGAGAGGCCGCGGCACACUUCGGGCACCGGGUGUGCCAGUUUGGGCAGGCUGGCAAUGAGAGUGUUGUGGUCAGCGCACCCCUGCAGGCUAACAGAACAGGACAUGUGUACAGCUGUCGUUUCGGGACCGGGCAGUGCGAACGGAUAUCCCUACCAGGGGAUGCUGGGAUAGCGAUGGGACUGACCCUUGCCUGUGACAACAAGCAACUGGCGGUGUGUGGCCCUCAACUCCAGCAUGACUGCGACCCCAUCCCCUACCUCAAUGGGUUCUGUGUGCUGCUGGGACCGGGCUUCGCAGUGAAGGAGACACUGAGACCUGCUUUCCAAGAAUGCCGGGAUUCUGGACUGGAUGCAGUGAUCCUCUUUGAUGACUCCCAAAGCAUCUCCGACACAGACUUCCAAACCAUGAUCCAGUUCAUCAAGGACGUCCUCCGAAAUUUCACCGACCCCAAAUCACAGGUGGCCGUAGCUCAGUACUCCACCAAUAUAAGGACUGUGUUCAGCUUUAACACGUUUGUGUCGAACCGGAACCCAAACUCCCUGUUGAGAAACGUCCCUCACACGCAGGGCCAGACGCACACUCCCAGCGCCAUCAAGUAUGUCCUAGACAAUGUGUUUACCAAGGAGCAGGGCAUGCGCCAGGAGUCCAAGAAGCUGCUGGUGGUGAUUACUGAUGGGAAAUCAAACGACCCCAAAGAGAAGUUUGAGAACGUCAUCCCACUGGCGGAGAGCAGAGGAAUCAUCAGAUAUGCCAUUGGGGUGGGCAAACAGAUCUCUAAACAGGAGUUGAAAACGAUCGCCUCUUCCCCUAAGGAUGUCUUUGAGGUCAACAGCUUUGAGGCCCUAAACUCCAUCCUGAAACAGCUGGGGGAAAAGAUUUUUGCCAUUGAAGGCACCAACAAGAAGUCCAACUUUACCUCUUUCCAGCUGGAGCUGUCUCAAGGCGGGUUCAGUGCAGCCGUCACAGAGGAGUCCAUCCUGUUUGGGGCUGUGGGCUCCUUCGACUGGUCGGGGGGAUUUGUGGAGAUCCGGGGUGGAGAUCUUCACGGCACGUUCAUCAACGCGUCCUCCCGAGAACCAGAAUUCGCAGAUUCCUACCUGGGGUACGCCUUGGCCGUCGCUCAGCUAGCAGAGGGAAGAGUAUACUUUGCCGGGGCACCGCGGCACACACACCGGGGCACUGUCCUGGGUUUUAAGAAAGGCCGUUCAGCCUGGGAAGUGGCAUGGCGUUUGAAUGGGACUCAGCUGGGUUCGUACUUCGGGGCAGAGCUGUGUGUCCUCGACGUGACCGGAGAUGGACGGACUGACCUCCUGCUGAUCGGGGCGCCCCUCUUCCACGAGCCAGGCACCGGGGGGGAGGUCACUGUGUGCACCAUUGCUUCUGAAGGCUUCCCGAACUGCAGCAGCUCCCUGAGGGGCUCGCCAGGGAAUGAGCACGGACGGUUUGGGACAGCCAUCGCGGCCACCCCUGACCUGGACGGCGAUGGGAUCCCAGACCUGGCUGUGGGGGCGCCUCAUGAAGACGAGAGGGGGGGCAGCCUCUACAUCUUCCUGGGGCACCGCAGGGGCGUUCACACACAGCACAGCCAGAAGGUGCAGGGGGCGUCUGUCCGCUCCGGCCUGCAGUUCUUCGGUCAGUCUGUCCACUCCGCCGGCGACCUGAGCUGGGAUGGACUGGCGGACGUGGCGGUCGGGGCCCGGGGGGCGGCCGUGGUCCUCAGAUCCCAGCCUGUGAUAAAUGUGUCAGUGGCAAUGACCUUCACCCCAAAUGCCAUCACUGAGAAUAACUUCCACUGCGCCAGACCGAUCAUGUCCUCCACCCAGCCGGCCACCAUAGCAACCGUUUGCAUCGCCAUCACUGCAGUGCAUGCUGGGAAACUCUCCAGUGGCCUCAGUGCCCGUGUAAAUGUGUCAGUACGGCUAGAGCCCCAGGCCAAGACCAGCCGACUGCUCUUCGUCCCCGGAGACCCCACCACUCACUGGACCGGCACCGUAAAUGACAGCGCCUGCUACAACAUCAGCAUCAUUGUUCCGGCCUGCAUAUCGGACUACAGCCCAGUUCCCUUGUCGGGCAAUUUCACCGUGGAGGGAGAGAGGAUGAAGGUGACAGAUGGACUGAGACCCAUAUUAACACCACGGUGCCUCACCACGUUUGCUGACCAGGUCCUCCUGGAACAGGUAUGUGGAGAGGACCAGGUGUGUGUCUCCGAUUUGGGAGUAACCAUCAACUUCACCAGUCCUAUGGUCAUAGCAAGUCCAAGAUAUACUGUGAUUGUGCAAGUAGCAAUCACUAACCUUGGAGAGGAUGCCUAUGGCACUGAAAUGGCUCUGAUUUACCACUCCGCCCUGUCCUUCACCAAGGCCUCUGUCACGCAGUCAACCUGGAGGUCCAGUCUGUCCUGCUCCGGGGACGACAGGCAGGUGAACAGCACUGUGGUGAGAAGAGCCAGCUGCCAGGUUAGCGCUUCUGUCCUCAAGGAGAGAGCCAAGGUAACUCUGCAUGCCUUCUUCACGGUAUCCCACCCAGAGCUCCUGGAAGACCACCUCCAGCUGAAUGUAUCGGUCCAGAGUAAAAAUGAAAAUUUGACCUUAGAAGACAAUUUUGACAGCUCUACAGUCCCUGUCUUGCUACCAGUUGACAUCGUAGUAGAAGAUGCUGACUCAACUUACAACAUCAUCUUUCUCGAGACGUCCCAGACCAGCAGUAACAUGGAGCAUUCAUACAAGGUGAAGAAUGUGGGUGAUGUUGACCUGCCUGUAGAUAUGACCUUCAUAGUCCCAGUGGAGCUGAGAUCGGGGUUCGUGUGGAAUGUGUCAGCUCCUGCUGACAAGGAUUGCAUCAGACUAGGAGACCUUCAUCCAACCCCCGAACAGUCCUUGAAUGACAAUAGAACCACUUCAUUAGAGAAGUUCUGCAACGGAACCCUCUGCCUCCACUUUGGCUGCAAAAUUGACCGGCUGACCAGGAAUCAAGAAGUAACCUUCACGUUUUUAGGGAAUAUCAUCCGAAACCCUGAGUCACAGAAGAAUGGUGUGCAGGUUACAGCUGAAAGCUGGAGCUUCCUAUCCUUUGAUGAGCGCAAAUACAUCCAGUUCCCAUCAAGUAGUGUUAAUCGAUUUUCCGUUAACACUGUUCUGGAGGUGCCAAGGCAAGACAGUCUGGUGGGCAUUAUUGUGGGCAGUGUUAUAGGUGGCCUGGUCAUCCUCAUCAUCAUCUCAUUGGCAAUGGCCAAGAUGGGCUUCUUCAAGAAGCCAGAGACAGAACAGAAUGACGACAAGACAGAAACGAAAGAGCUCGAGAUGGAGAAGGAGACCGAACUCUAGCGAAGCCUGGACUGCCUUAGGAUAGUCCCAUCCCUUUGGGGGCCCAGGAGGACUCGGUUGUAGAUCCAACUUGUCAUUUUGAAGUUGAGCUCAGUGAGCAGCACACGGGGGCAGAACUGAAAACAUCUUCAAAACCAAUUUUGUUCCAGUAAUAGAAAACGCUGUUCAUUUUACCAAUCAUGGUCUCCUAAUAAUCCCCAUCUAUGAAUUGGCUUCAUUACUCUGCUCUCCUCCCCACUGAUA
Messenger RNA from Lepisosteus oculatus (spotted gar), 4180 nucleotides. Its product is annotated as integrin alpha-X-like. Gene Ontology annotation, biological process: cell adhesion mediated by integrin; cell-cell adhesion; integrin-mediated signaling pathway. The record is from RefSeq and is a predicted model, not a curated record. Gene Ontology annotation, cellular component: integrin complex; external side of plasma membrane. Lineage: Eukaryota; Metazoa; Chordata; Actinopteri; Semionotiformes; Lepisosteidae. Gene Ontology annotation, molecular function: integrin binding.